UCAGCGGUCCCGGAGCUGCCGGUGAGGGGGAGCGGCAGGACAUAGAGCGCGACCCGGCCCGGGGGUGGGGCCGGGCGAAGUGGCGAGAGGAGGCGAAGGUGGCCGUGGCCGCUGCAGCACGGCAGGCAGCCUCAGACCCGGCCCGGAGCGCACGGCGGCCGCAGCAGGUCCCUGCUCCCCUCUCCGUGCGCCCGCCCAUGGCGGCCGCCGGGCAGCUGUGCCUGCUCUACCUGUCGGCGGGGCUCCUGCCCCGGCUCGGCGCAGCCUUCAACUUGGACACCCGCGAGGACAAUGUGAUCCGGAAAUCUGGGGAUCGCGGGAGCCUCUUCGGCUUCUCGUUGGCCAUGCACUGGCAGCUACAGCCAGAGGACAAGCGGCUGUUGCUGGUGGGAGCACCUCGGGCAGAAGCCCUUCCGCUGCAGAGGGCCAACAGGACCGGAGGCCUGUACAGCUGUGACAUCACCUCCCGAGGACCUUGCACUCGGAUUGAAUUUGAUAACGAUGCUGACCCUACCUCAGAAAGCAAGGAAGAUCAAUGGAUGGGGGUCACUGUCCAGAGUCAAGGUCCAGGGGGCAAAGUGGUGACAUGUGCUCAUCGAUAUGAAAAAAGGCAACAUGUUAACACAAAGCAGGAGUCUCGAGACAUCUUUGGGAGGUGUUAUGUCCUGAGUCAGAAUCUUAAGAUUGAAGAUGAUAUGGAUGGAGGAGACUGGAGUUUUUGUGAUGGCCGAUUAAGAGGUCAUGAAAAGUUUGGUUCUUGCCAGCAAGGUGUAGCAGCUACUUUUACUAAAGACUUUCAUUACAUUGUGUUUGGAGCCCCGGGUACUUAUAACUGGAAAGGGAUUGUUCGAGUAGAGCAAAAGAAUAACACUUUUUUUGACAUGAACAUCUUUGAAGAUGGGCCUUAUGAAGUUGGUGGAGAGACUGACCAUGAUGAAAGUCUCGUUCCUGUUCCUGCUAACAGUUAUUUAGGCUUUUCUUUGGACUCAGGGAAAGGUAUUGUUUCUAAAGAUGAGAUCACUUUUGUGUCUGGUGCACCAAGAGCCAAUCACAGUGGAGCUGUAGUUUUGCUAAAAAGAGACAUGAAGUCUGCACAUCUUCUCCCUGAGCACAUAUUUGAUGGAGAAGGUCUGGCCUCUUCAUUUGGCUAUGAUGUGGCAGUGGUGGACCUCAACAAAGACGGGUGGCAAGAUAUAGUAAUUGGAGCCCCACAGUAUUUUGACAGAGAUGGAGAAGUUGGAGGUGCAGUGUAUGUCUACAUUAACCAGCAAGGCAGAUGGAAUAAUGUCAAGCCAAUUCGUCUUAAUGGAACCAAAGAUUCUAUGUUUGGCAUUGCAGUAAAAAAUAUUGGAGAUAUUAAUCAAGAUGGCUAUCCAGAUAUUGCAGUUGGAGCUCCCUAUGAUGAUUUGGGGAAGGUUUUUAUCUAUCAUGGAUCCGCAAAUGGAAUAAAUACCAAACCAACACAGGUUCUUGAGGGUACAACACCUUCUUUUGGAUAUUCAAUUGCUGGAAAUAUGGAUCUUGAUAGAAAUUCCUAUCCUGAUGUUGCUGUUGGUUCCCUCUCAGAUUCAGUAGCUAUUUUCAGGUCCCGGCCUGUGAUUAACAUUGCGAAAACUAUCACAGUAACUCCUAGCAGAAUUGACCUCCGCCAAAAAACAGCGUGCGGGGCGCCAAGUGGAAUAUGCCUCAAGGUUAAAGCCUGUUUUGAAUAUACUGCCAAACCCGCUGGUUAUAAUCCUUCAAUAUCAAUUGUGGGCACCCUGGAAGCUGAAAAAGAAAGAAGGAAAUCUGGGCUGUCAUCCAGAGUUCAGUUUCGAAACCAAGCUACUGAGCCCAAGUACACUCAAGAACUGACUUUGAACAGGCAGAAGCAGCGGGUUUGCAUGGAGGAAACCCUCUGGCUGCAGGAAAACAUCAGAGACAAACUGCGUCCCAUCCCCAUAACUGCUUCCGUGGAGAUCCAGGAGCCCAGCUCUCGCAGGCGAGUGAAUUCACUACCAGAAGUUCUUCCAAUCCUGAAUUCAAACGAACCCAAGAUGGCUCACACAGAUGUGCACUUCUUAAAAGAGGGAUGUGGAGACGACAAUGUAUGUAACAGCAACCUUAAACUAGAAUAUAAAUUUUGUACCCGAGAAGGAAAUCAAGACAAAUUUUCUUACCUUCCAAUUCAAAAAGGCAUACCAGAGCUAGUUUUAAAAGAUCAGAAAGAUAUUGCUUUGGAAAUAACAGUGACAAAUAGCCCUUCCAACCCAAGAGAUCCCACAAAAGAUGGUGAUGAUGCCCACGAAGCCAAACUCAUUGCAACGUUUCCGGACACUUUGACCUAUUCUGCUUAUAGAGAGCUGAGGGCUUUCCCUGAGAAACAGUUGAGUUGUGUUGCCAACCAGAAUGGUUCCCAAGCUGACUGUGAGCUCGGAAAUCCUUUUAAAAGAAAUUCCAGUGUUACUUUUUACUUGAUUUUAAGUACAACUGAGGUCACCUUUGACACCACAGAUCUGGACAUUAACCUGCAGUUGGAGACAACGAGCAAUCAAGAUAAUUUGGCUUCAAUUACAGCUAAAGCAAAAGUGGUUAUUGAACUGCUUUUAUCGGUCUCUGGAGUUGCUAAACCUUCCCAGGUGUAUUUUGGAGGUACAGUUGUCGGGGAGCAAGCUAUGAAAUCUGAAGAUGAAGUAGGAAGUUUGAUAGAAUAUGAAUUCAGGGUGAUUAAUUUAGGUAAACCUCUUAAAAACCUUGGCACGGCAACCUUGAAUAUUCAGUGGCCAAAAGAAAUUAGCAAUGGCAAAUGGUUGCUUUAUUUGGUGAAAGUAGAAUCCAAAGGAUUGGAAAAGAUAGUGUGUGAGCCACAAAGUGAAAUAAACCUCCUGAACCUAAAGGAGUCUCAAAACUCAAGAAAAAAACGGGCAAUUGCUGAAAAACAGAUUGAUGAUAGCAGAAAAUUUUCUUUAUUUACUGAAAGAAAAUACCAGACCCUGAACUGUAGUGUGAACGUGAGGUGUGUGAACAUCAGGUGUCCUCUGCGUGGGCUGGACAGCAAGGCCUCCCUUGUUUUGCGCUCAAGGUUAUGGAACAGCACAUUUCUGGAGGAAUAUUCCAAACUGAACUACUUGGACAUUCUUGUGCGAGCUUCUAUUGAUGUGACUGAUGCCGCUGAGAAUAUCAAGCUGCCAAAUGCAGGCACCCAGGUUCGUGUGACUGUGUUUCCCUCAAAAACUGCAGCUCAGUACUCCGGAGUACCUUGGUGGAUCAUUCUUGUGGCUAUUCUUGCUGGGAUUUUGAUGCUUGCUCUAUUAGUGUUUUUACUAUGGAAGUGUGGAUUCUUUAAGCGCUCUAGGUACGAUGAUAGCGUUCCCCGAUACCAUGCUGUAAGGAUCCGUAAAGAAGAGCGAGAGAUCAAAGAUGAAAAAUACAAUGAUAACCUUGAAAAAAAACAGUGGGUCACAAAGUGGAAUGAAAAUGAAAGUUACUCCUAGGGGACCAGAAAAGCUUCACAGUACCCAAAAUGCUUUUUGGUUUAUUUGUUUUUUUGGUUUGUUUUUUUUUUUCCAACUCAAAUACAAAUGGAUUUAAGAGCCUGUUCAGAACCUGAGGAUUAAUUUCAGACUGACUACAUACAGUACGAACCUACAGUUUUCACUGUGGAUAUUGUUACACAGCCUGAGGCUUCUGUUUUGCACAGCCAAAUUUAAGACUGUUAGAAUGGAUCUUUCUUUAACUGCCUUAAUUUAACUUUCUGGGUUGCCUUUGUUUUUGGUGUGACUGACCCACAUGCUCUGGGGACGGGCCUGCCCAGGUGCACUCAGGCAACAUCCUCCUGGUAGCACCCACAUUCACCUGCGCUACCAGAAUGGCCGUCCUAGCCUGCUGCUGUGAGCAUCCUUCCUGUAGGAUCAGAGAACCUGCAAGUUAAGUGUCCUGCAGCACAAGACUCUGCCAUCAAGGCAGCUGUGUCUCAGUUUCAAGUGCUGUCUAAAGUUAAAUGUGCAAUAGAAGGUGAUGUUGCCAUCCUAUUCUCUCUGUCCAUUCCCUAGAUGUGACUCCUUGCUCACACCAAGUGCACACAGGUUCCCUUCUC
Messenger RNA from Urocitellus parryii (Arctic ground squirrel), 4075 nucleotides. It is a transcript of the gene Itga6, whose product is annotated as integrin subunit alpha 6. Lineage: Eukaryota; Metazoa; Chordata; Mammalia; Rodentia; Sciuridae. Gene Ontology annotation, molecular function: integrin binding. The record is from RefSeq and is a predicted model, not a curated record. Gene Ontology annotation, cellular component: integrin complex; external side of plasma membrane. Gene Ontology annotation, biological process: cell-cell adhesion; integrin-mediated signaling pathway; leukocyte migration.